AUGGCAUCAUACAAGCUUUUUCUCACUGCUUUCUUAGUGACUUUCUCUUCCUCUUUUAUGAUCAACUCGUGCUCGGCCUCUCGCCAGCUUCUCCAACAACAGCCUCUUCCUCAAAUUCCAAAUCUGCCAAUCCCGACAAUGGGACUUCCUCCAUUGCCAUCAACAUUACCACAACCAACACUUCCUACCAUGCCCACUUCAAUCCCUCCAUUGCCAUCGACAUUGUCACAACCGACACUUCCGACCAUUCCCACUUCAAUCCCUCCAUUGCCAUCAACACUGCCACAACCAACACUUCCCACAAUUCCCACUUCACUUCCUCCAUUCUCAAUGCCAACUUUGCCUUCAUUUCCGACAACAAUUCCUUCUCUUCCGACUAAUUUCCCAUCCAUUCCGUUCUUCUCUCCACCACCUUCUACAGCUACAUCGAGUCCUUGA
Molecule: messenger RNA, 438 nt
Organism: Arabis nemorensis
Lineage: Eukaryota; Viridiplantae; Streptophyta; Magnoliopsida; Brassicales; Brassicaceae
Source: the annotation of a GenBank genome assembly